This is a messenger RNA of Trametes versicolor FP-101664 SS1, 1672 nucleotides long. RefSeq lists its product as uncharacterized. The coding region runs from base 32 to 1285 and encodes 417 amino acids. The record is from RefSeq and is a predicted model, not a curated record. The transcript is spliced from 6 exons. Lineage: Eukaryota; Fungi; Basidiomycota; Agaricomycetes; Polyporales; Polyporaceae.
CGCACUUCGCUGAACGCAGCAUCAUCCAACGAUGGCCAAGAAGAAAAACAAGCAGGUUCUCCGCCCCUGGUGCUGGUAUUGUGAGAGGGAGUUCGAGGAUGAGAAGGUGUUGAUGCAGCACCAGAAGGCCAAGCAUUUCAAGUGCAACAUGUGUCCACGGCGACUGAACACUGCCGGCGGUCUUGCUGUACACAUCCAACAAGUCCAUAAACUGGAGCCUGAAAACCUACCUCGCAUCGAAAACGCUCUUCCUGGACGGGAUGGGUAUGAGGUGGAAAUCUUCGGAAUGGAGGGCAUUCCUGCGCCCGACGUGGCUGAUUACAAGCGACGUAAGGAGAUCGAGCUUGGUCUCAAUCCAGGUACUAUCACCCAGCCCCAGUCGAAGCGGCCAAAGAUCGAGAACCGCCCGCUCUCCGAAGACGAGCUGAAGGCGCAGCUCGAGGCUCACAAGGCUCUGAUGGGUGCCUCCGAAGCAUCCGCUGCUCCUAUAGCGCAGGAGGCUUCAAUUGGCGGCGUGUAUGCUGCGCCUUCCCAAACAUAUGCUGCUCCGCCCGCCCCUGCGAUGCCGACAUCAGCUAUGUCUCCGCCAGGGAUGCCACCUAUGAUGCCGCCAGGUGCGCCUCCUUUCAUGCCAGGUGGUCUACCCCCAGGUUUCCCGGGGCAACCCCCCUUCCCUGGGAUGCCGCACAUGCCCCCUGGCAUGAUGCCUCCCCCAGGAUUCCCUCCGAUACCGCCGCCAUUCGCUGGCUCGCCGCCCCCAGGAAUGAUGCCCCCAGGCGUACCCCCGUACCACCUUGGCGGUCGACCACCAUUCCCCGGCCCACCGUUCCUUCCCCCGGGUUUACCACCUCCGGGUAUUCCCCCGCCAGGCUUUUCGCCUCCCCCAGGAAUGGGAUUGCCUCAUAUGCAUAUGCCUCCAAUGCCCGGUGCGUCCUCAGCGUCACCCCCACCUCCCCAUGGUGCGCCUGGUCCUCCUGGGGCCGGGGCGUAUCCAGGCCCCGCACCGCAAACUGCUCCUCCUAGCCAAGCACAGCAAACGGUGUCUUCAGCACCACCUCCGCCUUUGGUUCUGCCAAAUCCAUCGCUCGCUCAAGUCAAUCCGCCGUUCAAGAAGGGUACGGCGCUAAAAUGGGAAGAUGCCAACUUCUCUCCGGAGGAGAGGCGAUCGAGAUGCCCGAAGUACUAUUUCCCUCUCGCGAACGAGAAGGCUGAUGGCCCCGUCCCCAAUGUUUCCUCAGAGGAAAUGCGCGGCAAGAAGCGCGCUCGGGCGGAGGACUUCUUGUAGCCCUCUUCGCCGUGGUCGACUGUCUCCCGGAUGCGCGUUCAGGGAGGAUCGGAGCUGCGAUCCGUCGCGACCGGGGAUGCGUGCCAACAGUCCGUCCCGUCCAACCACUCCUUCCUUACCCAUCAUCUUUUGACUCAUCCCUGCCUCGCUCACGUUCCCGAGGGCGUGGAUCUUUUUCGAUACGACGGCAUGGGGAGACGGACAGACCGAGAUGUGGUGGCCAAAGCGGUGCGGAGUUUUCCUUUCCUUCGUUACGUUUCUUGCACAUAGCCUGCGAUAUACUGUACGGUCGGUCGUUUCUUUCGUCCUGUGGCUUUUUAAUAUCGACGUCAGAACUAUGUAUGUAUGAACGAAGGUUGGUGUAUGCACACAUGGCGCAGACGCUAC